Staurois parvus is the source of this 321-nucleotide messenger RNA. NCBI's taxonomy places the organism in Eukaryota, Metazoa, Chordata, Amphibia, Anura, Ranidae. The record is from the annotation of a GenBank genome assembly.
UGCCCCAUCAUUGUGUCAGUGGGAGGAAUAGUGCCCCAUCAUUGGUGUCAUUGGAGGAGGAACAGUGCCCCAUCAUUGGUGUCAGUUGGAGGAACAGUGCCCCAUCAUUGGUGUCAGUGGGAGGAACAGUGCCCCAUCAUUGGUAUCAGUGGGAGGAAUAGUGCCCCAUCAUUGGUGUCUGUUGGAGGAACAGUGCCCCAUCAUUGGUGUCAGUUGGAGGAACAGUGCCCCAUCAUUGGUGUCAGUUGGAGGAAUAGUGCCCCAUCAUUGGUGUCAGUUGGAGGAACAGUGCCCCAUCAUUGGUGUCUGUUGGAGGAACAG